This is a messenger RNA of Stomoxys calcitrans (stable fly), 2806 nucleotides long. Its product is annotated as venom dipeptidyl peptidase 4. NCBI's taxonomy places the organism in Eukaryota, Metazoa, Arthropoda, Insecta, Diptera, Muscidae. The record is from RefSeq and is a predicted model, not a curated record. Gene Ontology annotation, molecular function: dipeptidyl-peptidase activity; serine-type peptidase activity. The transcript is spliced from 6 exons. Gene Ontology annotation, biological process: proteolysis. Bases 222 to 2465 code for a protein of 747 amino acids.
CGUUCAAGCGAUAAGUUGUGUUUGUGGCAAAUUAGUUGCCUCAAUUUCCGGUCGAAAGCAACAUAUUGUUUUUUUUUCUUCAAAAAUUUAUUUGAAACAAAGUUUUGGCUGCCCAUUAAUGUUGUGAUAAAAAACAUUUAGUGAUUUUUUUUUGUUUUGUAUUUAAAUCGAACACAUAGUGUUAUUGUUAAGCAAGCAUUCGCUUCAAGUAUUAUCGCGCAAUGCAUUUCGCUAAACAAUUGGCAAUUUUUGCCAUUCUUGGCUGUUAUCUAUUUACGCCGGUCGUAAAUAGUCCCUUAAAAAAUCGCGACAACAAAAGGCCCUGGGGUCUGUUGGAGGCAUUGUUAGCUGGCUCACAAAUACGAGGAUCGAAUAUGACUUGGAUAGCGGAUGAUGAAUUCUACUACACCUCUGCGGAUAGAUCCAUACACAAAUUCAAUGCGGCAACUGGUACUGACAGCAUAUUUGUGACUUCAGAGUUUUUGGAAACCUAUAGCAGCAGUAGCUCUUUUACUUUGUCUCCAGAUAAUACCAAAAUUCUGGUACGCUUCGAUGUGGAGGAGAUAUUCAGACAUUCCUACAUUGCCAAAUAUGAUGUAUUCGAUAUAGCCAGCAAAACUGCCAUUAGCAUUCAUGGCGGCGAAAAAUUGCAAUAUUGUGCCUGGUCACCCAUUAAGGAUCGUCUAGCCUAUGUCUACAAAAACAAUGUGUUCAUUCACUUCGAUGACUCUGUGGAACUACAAAUCACUUCGGAUGGCAUAAAUGGUGAACUCUAUAAUGGCAUACCCGAUUGGGUUUAUGAAGAAGAGGUCUUGAGCAGUGGCAGCGCCAUGUGGUGGUCUCCUGAUGGUAGUCGCCUGGCUGUGGGUGUCUUUAAUGAUACUGCUGUGGAGACUUUCAAAUAUUUCCUCUAUGGUGAAGCUGAAAAUCCCGAAUAUCAAUAUCCCAAAGAGGUUGAUUUGAAAUAUCCCAAACCGGGUACCAACAAUCCAGUGGUGGCUCUAAGAAUUUUCGAUUUGAGUUUAAAUCCUACCUAUGUCACUAUAACAGCCCCCAUUGGCAUUGUUACCAAUGAUCAUAUUUUGCAAAAUGUAGCCUGGACUCGUGAUCAGAAGCUGUUGAUCACUUGGUUGAAUCGCCGCCAGAAUAUUGCCUCCUUACAAUUGUGCACUGUGAGUGGAGAUUGUCGGGAAGUUAAGAGGCUCGAAGAACCCAAAGGAUGGGUCUCGAUGGGUAACCCACAAUGUUUGAAACAAAGCGAUAACUGUUUGUUUACCUAUUGGAUUGAUAAUUGGUAUCAAGUGUGGAAAUUGAACUUGGCUACAGGAGAAAAUUCGGCUACCAAGCGAGGAAAUUUCACAGUGCUACGGUUAUAUGGCUAUGAUGAGGUCAAUGAUAAAGUUUUCUAUCAGGCCACUUUGAAGAAUGAUCCCUCCAUCUAUCAUGUGUUCAGUAAUGACGAUUGCCUUACUUGCGAUUUGAAGGAUGUCGAUGGCGAUGCUUGUAAAUCAGCUGGAGCAGUCUUUAGUAAGGGAUUCUCCUACUACACUGUGGUCUGCAGUGGUCCCAAUCCCAGCUAUACCAAAGUUAUUGAGACCAAAACUAAUCAGCCCAUCAAAGAUUGGGAAUUGAAUGCUCCGUUCCGAGAAUUUUUGGAUACUAGACUUAGACCAGUUAUACAAUAUAUGAAUGUUAGUUUGGAUGGUGGUUUCACGGGAUUCGCCAAGUUAAUGCUGCCACCCAAUUUGGAUGUCAACAAAAAAUAUCCCAUGAUUGUGGUGGUCUAUGGUGGACCCAAUUCGGUGAGAGUUACUAAUGGCUUCAAUGUGGGCUUUGAGGGUUAUAUGACCACCAAUCGUGAGGUUAUUUAUGCUAUGAUCGAUGGCCGCGGCACUGGAAACAAAGGCAAAGAUUUCCUAUUCUCUGUGAACAAUCAUUUGGGUGAAUUUGAGGUUGUCGAUCAGAUAGCUGUCACCAAAUAUCUGCAGGAUAACUUAUCCUAUGUGGAUCGCGAGCGUUGUGGCAUAUGGGGUUGGAGUUAUGGCGGCUAUAUGACCGCCCGCACCUUGGCCCAAGAUAAUGAUCGUGUAUUCCAGUGUGGCAUAUCAGUGGCACCGGUAACCUCAUGGCUGUACUAUGACACCAUAUAUACGGAACGUUAUAUGGGUUUGCCUACGAAUGAGGAUAAUCUGGAGAAAUAUUUGAGAACCAGCGUUUUGGAGGAGGUGGAGAAUUUCCGUAAUCAUGAUUUUAUGUUAAUACAUGGCUCGGGUGAUGAUAAUGUGCACUACCAGCAGUCAUUGAUGUUGGCCAAGGUGUUGCAGGCCCAUGAUAUUCUGUUUGAGGAGAUGACCUAUCCUGAUGAGAAUCAUUCCAUUGGAAAUUUUCUACCUCAUCUCUAUCAUACCAUGGAUCAUUUUUGGAUUAACUGCUUGAAUUUGGAUGUUCCCGAGGAUGAUGAAUAAUUUUGCGGGUAGUUAGUUAAUGGCGGCUUUAAACCACUUACUUGCCCUUAUGAAUGGGACCUAUGCACUUGUAGAUCAAUCGUCAAAGGUUUUAUGAAAAAUUUAAAUUUUUUGAAAAUAUUUGACUGAGUUUUUUAUUGAAAAGAUUUUUUUUUUAAUUAUUUGAGUUGAUUAGAAUUCUUUAUGGUAUGUGAUACUUACGUGUAAAGGUCCCAUAAUAUAUUAGUAUUUUUUUCCUUAAAAGUAUUUUGUUAUAAAUAGCACUUAGAACUUGUUGAUAUAAGUUUUAAGAAAUUAGUUUUUGGUAUUAAAAAAUAUAACUGAAUUUAUUAGCAUUAAAA